Molecule: messenger RNA, 794 nt
Organism: Ichthyophthirius multifiliis
Lineage: Eukaryota; Ciliophora; Oligohymenophorea; Hymenostomatida
Exons: 1
Source: RefSeq, a predicted model, not a curated record
UACUCAUUCUAUUUUUAGAGUUCAUCAAUUUAAUCUUAAACUUGAUAAUAUCUUUCUUAAAUAACUUACUUUUCUUUUUCUAACUCUUGUUAUUGUUAUAAAGCUAUUUCUUAAUUUUUUUAAAGUUAAUAAUAGUCAUUUUACAAAUUAUCAAGCUUUUCUUAAAGGGCUUCAUUUAUCUAGUUGUUUUCUACAUCUUUAUAAUUUUCGUUUUGAUUUUAAUUAGUGAAUUUUUCAAUUUCAAUUUCUUAAUUUUAAAUUUUUAAGUUUAAAAUUUAAUUUUUAUUUUAUGAAUUAAAGAGCUCUUUUUGUAAAUUUUCAUUUUCUUUUUUUAAAUUUAUCAUUUCAUUAUUUAAAACAGCAUAUUAAUCUUGUAAUAUUUACCUUUCUUUUUCACUAUUUUCUAACUCUUAUAGAUUACUGUUUUGUUUUUAUACUAAUGUUUCUUUCUCUUUUUAUAGAUUUUCUAUUUGUUCUUAAAAUGAAUUUGUUAUUUAUUACAUUUAGAUUUUUGAAUCUUCAUAUAAUCUUUAUUAUUGUUCCUCUAACUUGCUUGUUAACUCGACUAUUUUUUCUUCUAAUUGAAUUAUGUGUAAUUUUUUUCAUUUGUUUCUUGCUUUUUUCUUUGUAGUUCGUUUUUUAUAUCUUCGAAAUUCUCGUUUUCUAUAUUAUCUAGCUCAUUAUGUUUAUCUUAUGAUUUUUAAUUUGAAUUACUUGAGUUUUUCUAGAUAGUUAAUUGUUAAGCUUAUUAAGUAUUUUGUGAAUUUACAUGGCAUAUUUAGUUCUUUAUGCAA